Molecule: messenger RNA, 2658 nt
Organism: Stegastes partitus (bicolor damselfish)
Lineage: Eukaryota; Metazoa; Chordata; Actinopteri; Pomacentridae
Gene: zwilch
Product: zwilch kinetochore protein
Exons: 18
Coding region: 84-1889 (601 amino acids)
Biological process (GO): mitotic spindle assembly checkpoint signaling; protein localization to kinetochore
Cellular component (GO): RZZ complex
Source: RefSeq, a predicted model, not a curated record
CAAAAUCUGUUCGGUCUGUUAACUUCUUGUGUAUAAUUUACUUACUUUGCUCUAUAAACGGAGACUCGUAGCAUAAUUUAGCGAUGGGUUCAAAGGUGAUAUCUAGAGCGAAGGACUUUUUCAACAUUCUUCGAUCUCUUCAAGGUGAGAAAGGCAGUGAUCCACAUAUAUAUGAGGAGGACAUCCAAAUAUUGAAAACGAACGGAGACAGAAUUGCUGCGGUGAAUAUGUACUGUGGCGACCAGACAGUCUUCAUCUGUGAAAAAGUUAUUCCUAAAAUAUGUGAGCCAGAUGAUGAACCAAUGACUGAGACAUCGAACUGUGCUGAUGAUGAGGAUGAGGAUGAGGAUGAGGAUGAGGAUGAGGCUGAGGCUGUUAGUGCCAGUGUACUCCACACAGAACUAGGACCGCAGCCGCUCACAAUCAUGAAAGCAAGGCAGUUGCUGUCUUUUUAUACAUUAUCUCAAAAUGCUAAUGUGUCAGCUGUGGACAACAACCCUGCCUUGCACCCUCUGUGGGUGCGAUGUGACAUGUCUGAUCCAGCUGGAACAACCUGGUUAGGAGCUGAAACAGUCUGUGUGGGCAGUAAAGUAGCUGGUGUUAAGCUAUACUCUGUUACCUGCAAAGGUUCAACUGUGGACAAAAGAUCUCUCAUCACUUUAGAGGAACUCAAAAAAGAGCAUAAGAAAAGGCAUCACCCGUCCUCAAUGGGGAUCAAAGGCAAUGCCAGAUUCAACUUGUUUGGUUCCACUAUUGUUGAAAACACAAUGAUUGAGUCACAGAGUAGUGUGACAGUGGAUUUCAAAUGGAGCCAUGUGGAGAGCAUCCUUGAGAUCCCACCCCUGUCUUCCACAGCAACACUUAAUAUCAAAGUUGCCAGUGGAGACAUGAGAAGUCCAAUGUUUGAGAUGUACAGGGAGCUCGAGUUUCUUCAGACUCUUGCUGAUGGUUUGAGAACUGGUGAGACUGAAUGGAUGGAACCUUUGGAAAGCACAUCUGCUGUAAAUCUGACCAAGGCUUACCUAGAAGAGCUUCAGAACACUGCAAAAACACUUCAAGAUCAGGCUGCAAAAACCGCAGAGACCACAAAGCUGAAAUCUGAGACGGACACUCCCAUUUUCAACUCUUUCUUGGAGAGAGGCGAUUUGGAUUUCGUGGAGCAGCUGUGGGUUCGGAUGAGAAAAAGCGUGACUUCUUAUCAGGACAUUGGAGACUGUCUGAAGUUGGUCACUGAAGCUCUAAGAUACGGCGACAUCAAACCCUGGAUUCACAGAGACAGCAGCAGCUCCCUCAGCAAGCUCAUUCUGCAGUGCUACCACCAGCAGAUCGAUCACGUGUCCCUUACAGGCGUCACCCCUGUCAACAUGCUUCUAGAGAUGGGUCUGGACAAGAUGAGAAAAGAUUACAUUAACUACCUAAUUGGUGAAGAAUUGACAACUCUGAACCACUUGUGUUAUUACCUGAGCACAGAGGUUGAUCUGCAGGAACAAGUGGUCCGACUGAGAAAACUGCACCAUCUGCUGGAAAUAAUCGUGACCUGCAGCACAUUCUUGGCUUUGCCCUACGACCGGCUCUUCCUUCUCACACAAUCAUGUUUGCAGCACUACAAAACAUCACCAUAUGAUGAGGAGCAUGAGUUCAAACUCCAAAUCAAACCUGCCCUGAUCAGCCAUUUCUACCAGAAAGAGCAUCCAGUCGUGUGGGGGGUGGAGGUGUCCAGUGGUAAUGGUCCUCGUGAGGUCAGAACAGCUUUACAGCUCAGUGACAGACCGCUGGUUGAUCAUGUCAUCUUUGAAACAGAUUACCCAAAUGAAACAGUGAAUGGGGACAGUGACGACCCUGCUUUCUUCUCCACCAUGGCGUGCUGUAGCCUUGUCAACUUCGCAUGAACUUAAGAAGCACGCAACAAAACAACAAAGGAGGUGUUUUUCAUACCAUUUUCUCAUUAGCAUUUAACGACAUACAAGAACUAGCCACAAGUGCAAUCAGAACCUUCACUCACCAGGUACACCUGAGAAAUCUAAUGUUUUCUGAUGCUGAGCCCCCCUUGUGUAUGUUUAAGGGGUGGACAGAGCAUCAGGAACAGUCAAUGUGAUACAGUCACCACCACCCACAAUGGCCUCAAUAACAAACCUUUCUGACAGCAAAAACUUCAAACGUUUGUAGUAGUACAUUUCAUGGCAGAGCUGUGUUGUAUUUAAUUGCAUUAGAUUUUACAGGUGUACUCUGGUUUUCUGUUAAUAUGCUUUAUUUUUUUUGUUAAAUGUAUCCAAUAAAAAAGUCAGUCUUUUGUAAAUAUGUUUGGGUUACCACAUCUUUAUUGUCACAUUUGCUGCUCACGAUGGCAGUUGAAGGAGAUUCAGAAGAAUUUUUCUCUCAAACAGCUUUAUCCAAAUGAAAACACAAAAUACAGUCGAUCAUAUGGGUUGUUUGCAAUGGCAAUAUUUCACAGCAAUGUUUAACUAAAGAAUUCUAACAAAUUUCAGGGGUAUCCACACUGUUUGAGCGUCUGUUACUAAAAUCAUUAUCACAGGCUAAAAAAAAUGGUUUUACUUUAAACACUGUAUGCACAUCAAAUUAAUAGUAAAUCCCUUUAAAUUCAGUUUAAAUAUUGUAUUUAUGUUCACACUUAAUCCAUUAAAGAAAUGAUGCACUUAA